UUAAACAUAUUGUUUUUUAUUGUUGUUGAUAAUAUGUUGGCAGACCAGCAACUCUGUAAUGAUUCAGCACAACUGCACGGACUAACUUUGACCUCUUAUGUACUAGAUGUAGUGGUUGUUUCUCUGUCACUUCUGAUAAUAUGUGGGAAUCUUCUUGUAAUCAUCUCUGUCAUUUACUUCAAACAGCUGCACACACCAACAAACUACCUCAUCCUCUCUCUGGCUGUGACUGACCUGCUUGUUGGAGCUUUAGUUUUGCCUUUCAGCACAAUAUUGUCUAUGAGCUCAUGCUGGUAUACAGGUUAUUUACUCUGUAAAAUGCGAGGUCUGUUUGACAUAUUACUGUGCACUUCGUCCAUUUUAAACUUGUGCUGUAUUUCAAUAGACAGAUAUUAUGCAGUUUGUCAUCCUUUAAGAUAUGCAAGUAGAAUUAAUGUAUAUGUUACUCUGAUUAUGAUUAUAUUAACCUGGACUAUUUCAUUUCUACUUUCAAUUAGUAUCACAGUUCGUGAGAAAGAUGAACAGAAUCACAGCUGGAGGUGCAAAAUAUUUAUGUCUACAAAAGAGUCUAGUCCUGGACCAAUUUUUGCAUUUUAUAUUCCCACUACUUUAAUAUUAGCAAUUUAUUUUAAGAUUUUAAUGGUGGCAAAGCAGCAGGCAAAGCGCAUAAAGAGCACUUUAAAAUCAGAAGCAGCUCUCAGUAAGAUGGAGAAAAAGACUAACAUAACUCUGGCUAUAGUGCUGGGAGUCUUCCUCAUGUGUUGGUCUCCUUACUUUUUAUCCAUGGGUUUAUACAGUUUAAGAAGAUUUACAAUACCAGUUGUGGUGAUUGAAGCAUUUAAAUGGAUUGGAUGGUCAAAUUCUAUGUUAAAUCCACUGGUUUAUGCUUUCUUUUACAGGUGGUUCAGACAUGCUUUCAGGAUGAUAAUUUCUGGUAGAAUAUUUCAAGGAGAUUAUUCCAGCACAAGUCUGUGA
Messenger RNA from Cyprinodon tularosa, 975 nucleotides. RefSeq names its product trace amine-associated receptor 1-like. Lineage: Eukaryota; Metazoa; Chordata; Actinopteri; Cyprinodontiformes; Cyprinodontidae. Gene Ontology annotation, cellular component: dendrite; membrane. The transcript has a single exon. Gene Ontology annotation, biological process: G protein-coupled receptor signaling pathway, coupled to cyclic nucleotide second messenger; chemical synaptic transmission. The record is from RefSeq and is a predicted model, not a curated record. The coding region runs from base 34 to 975 and encodes 313 amino acids. Gene Ontology annotation, molecular function: G protein-coupled serotonin receptor activity; neurotransmitter receptor activity.